AUGCUACUGGAGUUUUUUCUGCUGGAGGUUCUGGAGCUGCUGAGGGUGUUGGAGCUGGAGGUUCUGGAGCUGCUGAGGGUGCUGGCGCUGGAGGUUCUGGAGCUGCUGCAGGUGCUGGCGCUGCGGGUUCUGAGUCAGCUGUUACGCGGUCUCCUUGGAGUGGCCGCCUUCGUCCGCGUGUGCCUCUCACCUCACAGCAGCUGCACGACUGGAGCUGGGAGUGGUCCUGGUCCCAGAGGUGCUCGUACUGGAGGUACUGGAGCUGCUGGGGCUGGAGGUGCUGAGCCUGAGGGUGCUACUGCUGGAGACCCUGGGUCUGGGGGUGCUGCUACUGGAGACACUGAGGCUGGAGACCCUGGGACUGGAGGUGCCGGUUCUGGGGGUGCUGUUGCAGGUGGAGCUGGUCCUGUAGGAGCUGGCGCUGAGGGUUCUGGUUGA
Closterium sp. Naga37s-1 is the source of this 438-nucleotide messenger RNA. NCBI's taxonomy places the organism in Eukaryota, Viridiplantae, Streptophyta, Zygnematophyceae, Desmidiales, Closteriaceae. The record is from the annotation of a GenBank genome assembly.